Molecule: messenger RNA, 5688 nt
Organism: Lethenteron reissneri (Far Eastern brook lamprey)
Lineage: Eukaryota; Metazoa; Chordata; Hyperoartia; Petromyzontiformes; Petromyzontidae
Gene: THBS1
Product: thrombospondin 1
Biological process (GO): negative regulation of angiogenesis; cell adhesion
Cellular component (GO): extracellular region
Molecular function (GO): protein binding; calcium ion binding
Source: RefSeq, a predicted model, not a curated record
CGACCUGCACACAUCGAGGCGAACGCAGAAGCAACGUAGAAGACUGGUAGCAGAGCGAGUCUUCCCGUGGCGAAGUCUCACUUCAGAGCUCUUAGCCGCAUAGAGCGUAUAGGUACAUAGGUUACAGAGGCUCUUCGUGAACAACACUUAUACGGCAGUUAUUUUGAAGCUUUGCCUGAUUCCCCGUGCCGCCGACUUCGCGUUACGCGACCGGACCGAAGAUGGGGUCUGCGUGGAGGGCGCUCAUCCUGUUGGCGUUUGUUGGCGCGGCUCAUCCGUACGAUUAUGGCACGGAUGACAACGGCGUGUUCGACGUGUUCGACAUGAGCCGAAUCACCCGGCGCACGGUCGGCGUCAAGCUGGUGAAGGGGCCCGACGCCAACAGCCCCGCGUUCAAGAUCAUCCGGGCCGAGCGUGUCCCGUCGGCCGAGGAGCGCAGCCUCAAGAGCCUGCUGGAGGCGAUGCGUCAGGAGAAGAGCUUCGUCUUCCAGGCGUCGCUGCGCCAAGAGAAGCGCAGCAGGGGCACCAUCCUCGCCGUGGACUCGGCCGACGGAUCGGCCCGCCUCUUCGAGAUCGUGUCGAACGGACACGCGGACACGCUCGACCUGGUGCACGCGCAGAGCGUGCGCUCCUUCGAGCACGUGGACCUGGCCACAUUCGCGUGGAAAAACAUCACGCUGUACGUGGACCACGAGAGCGCCAAGCUGUACGUGGGCUGCGAGCUCAUCAACGUGCUGAGCCUGGACGGGCCCGUGUACCAGCAGCUGUACCCCGACAACAGCCGCCUGCGCCUGGGCAAGGGCUUCGUGAGCGACAAGGACGACUUCAGGGGCUCACUGCAAAACGUCCGCUUCAUCUUCGGCACGUCCCUGGAGGAUAUUCUGAGGAACAAAGGGUGCGUCAGGAAUGACGGCGGCGGUUUCCUUGGGACGCCUGCCAUCAAGACGGACUACACGGGGCACAAGGUGAACAAGGUGAUGGAAUUCUGUGGCAUCUCCUGCAACGAGGUCAAGAGGAUUUACAAUGAGGUCAAGGCUCUGCGCAGCACGGUCACGUACUUGGUGGACGGCCUCCAAAAGCUGAAAGAGGAGAACGAGAACCUGAAGAACACCAUGGACAUCCAGGAGAAGGGAAAGUGCCUGUACGAGGGGCGACUCUACGACAACCACACCGAGUGGACCAUCAACAGCUGCACCACCUGCACCUGCCGGGAUUCCAAAACGCACUGCCGGCAGAUCACGUGCCCUCCCGUCACUUGCGCAACUCCUCACGUCCCUGAGGGAGAGUGCUGCCCGACGUGCCUGCUGGGCGACAGCGAGGCCGGCUGGUCGCCCUGGUCCGAGUGGACCGAGUGCUCCGUGACCUGCGGAUCGGGCACGCAGCAGCGAGGCCGCUCCUGCGACAGCGUCAACAACCCCUGCGAGGGACCCUCCAUCCAGGGCCGCACCUGCCAGCUCAAGGCCUGCGACAAACGAGUCCGUCAGGACGGCGGCUGGAGCUUCUGGUCGCCCUGGUCGUCGUGCUCGGUGACGUGCGGCGCCGGAGUGAACACGCGCAUCCGGCUCUGCAACUCGCCCGUGCCGCAGAUGGGUGGCGACGAGUGUGGCGGCUCGGGCCGCGAGAACCAGAAGUGCGAGAUGGAGCCCUGCCCCGUGGAUGGGCAGUACGGGCCUUGGUCUCCAUGGUCGGCCUGUCCCGUGACGUGCGGCGGGGCCCUCCGUGAGCGGGCGCGCCUCUGUAACAACCCCAAGCCGCAGUACAACGGCAAGGACUGCCUGGGGUCCGAGCGCGAGACCGAGAUCUGCAACAAGAAACCUUGCCCCGUUGACGGGUGCUUAUCCAACCCUUGCUUUGCUGGAGCAAAGUGCAACAGUUUUGCAGAUGGCACGUGGAAGUGUGGGGCUUGUCCCAAAGGCUAUCAAGGAAAUGGGAUCGAGUGCUCUGACAUCAACGAGUGCGAGGUGGUGUCCGGAAUGUGCUUCCGUGAUGACCGCUGCGUUAACGAGGCCCCGGGUUUCCGCUGCAUGCCGUGCCCCCCGCGGUUCUCGGGCAACCUGCCGUACGGGAUCGGGCUCGAGGACGCCAAGCUUUCUAAGCAGGUGUGCGAGCCGCAGAACCCGUGCAAGGACGGCACCCACAAGUGCCACAAGAACUCCAAGUGCGUCUACCUGGGCCACCAGCGCGACCCCAUGUACAAGUGCGAGUGCAACCCGGGCUACGCGGGCAACGGCGUCAUCUGCGGCGAGGACACCGACUUGGACGGCUGGCCCAACAAGGACCUCGUCUGUUUGGACAACACCACCUACCACUGCGUCAAGGACAAUUGUCCCAACCUACCCAACUCUGGCCAAGAGGACUACGACAAGGAUGGCGUUGGAGAUGCUUGUGAUGACGACGAUGAUAACGACGGGAUUACCGACGAUGGGGACAACUGCCCCAUGGUGUUCAACCCGCGGCAAUACGACUACGACAGAGACAACGUCGGCGACCGCUGUGAUAACUGCCCCUACGACCACAACACGGACCAGGCCGACACGGACGGCAACGGCACCGGCGACGCCUGCUCUCCGGACAUCGAUGGCGACGACAUUCUCAAUGAAAUCGACAACUGCCCCUACGUGUACAAUGCCGACCAGCGCGACACUGACCUUGAUGGAGUCGGUGACCAGUGCGACAACUGCCCUCUACAACACAACCCAGACCAGUCCGACGCCGACUCGGACCUGGUGGGCGACACGUGCGACAGCAACGAGGACAUCGACGAGGACGGCCACCAGAACAACCUGGACAACUGCCCGUACAUCCCCAACUCGAACCAGGCCGACCACGACGGCGACGGCAAAGGGGACGCCUGCGACCACGACGACGACAAUGAUGGCAUUCCCGACGACAAGGACAACUGCCGCCUCGUGGCCAACCCUGACCAGCUGGACUCUAAUGGCAAUGGCCGUGGUGAUGCGUGCAAGUACGACUUUGACAACGACACCAUUCUGGACAUUGACGACGUGUGCCCCGAGAACUCUGGCAUCACCUUCACGGACUUCCGCAAGUUCCAGAUGGUGCCGCUCGACCCGAAGGGAACGGCUCAGAUCGACCCCAACUGGGUGGUGAGGCACCAGGGCAAGGAGCUGGUGCAAACCGUCAACUGCGAUCCAGGUCUCGCUAUCGGCUACGACGAGUUCAAUUCGGUGGACUUCAGCGGCACCUUCUUCAUCAACACGGAGCGGGACGACGACUACGCCGGCUUCGUCUUCGGCUACCAGUCCAGCGCGCGCUUCUACGUGGUCAUGUGGAAGCAGAUCACGCAGACAUACUGGCAGAACACGCCCACGCGCGCCCAAGGCUAUGCCGGGCUGCAAAUCAAGGUGGUCAACUCCACGACCGGUCCCGGCGAGCAUCUGCGCAAUGCCCUGUGGCACACUGGAAACACCCCUGGGCAGGUUCGUCUGCUGUGGCAUGACCCCAAGGUGAUCGGGUGGAAGGAUUUCACUGCCUACAGAUGGCAACUCACUCACCGGCCAAAGACUGGCUUCAUUCGAGUUGUGAUGUACGAAGGAAAGAAGGUCAUGGCCGAUUCGGGACCCAUCUACGACAAAACCUAUGCUGGUGGUCGUCUUGGAAUGUUUGUCUUUUCCCAAGAGAUGGUGUACUUUUCAGAUCUCAAGUAUGAAUGUCGAGAUUUAUAAAAUGUCUACAGUGCUCCGGAACUAAACAUCUAUCUCAGACAAGAAUCUGCAUUUCUUGGAGAGAAAACAACUUCUUCUUCAGAGAUUCUGCCUCAGCUUUGGCACCUGCCCCAAGUUUUUUUCAAAACUAUUCCAAUACAUUUUUGCGAUUCUACCAUAACCUCACAAUAUAGAGUUGAGGAUAACAAAAACUUCCCAAUUGCUGUUUUAUCAAAGUCCAUGUUGAUAUAAUGAAUCAAUAACUAUAAGCAUAUAUUUAUCGAUCAUGGGUGAAAUGCACAAGUGUAGACACUUGAAAGUGAGAUUUUCCAAAGGCUUUUUCGACAGAUAGUUUGUGAAACACAAUUGUGUGCAUACGUUGAUGAAAAUGUUUCAGUAUCAAGCCUAUGCACAGCAGUUUAGCACAAUUGUAUUAUCGUAGUAUUUUAAGGUAUUAAAAGUCAUUGUAGAUAUUUAUUUUUUUAAAGUACGAUUUAUGUAAGAAGCGCCCUCGUAACAUUAACAAAAGUCGGCACGUCUAAGAAAAAAAAACGCGUUACACCUAAAAACGUACCAAAUAAUGAGACAUCCGGUCAAAAAUGAAAGGCUUCCAAACACUUUUGUACUACACUAGUUAAUGCACAGAACAGAAGUACGCUCCUGCGAGAAUGGUUAUGCAUUGUUAAUACCAGUAUUCACGCACAGCAAAGUCUCAUGUUGGUUAUUGUAGGGUAACAUGUAUUCGUAAGUGUACGCUAUGGGCUACUAUGGUUUUGUUAAAUUAAAGCAAAGUACUGGUUAAACUCGUGCGGUGCUUACCUAAAUGCCUUCGUUUGGAAGGAAUCUUGCUUGAUAUUUCAGUAAACUCUUAUAGAAGCUUUCAAACCAGUACAUAGUGUAGGUAUGAAAAUAAACUAUAUGAACAUGUUGUGGGAAGAUGCGAUUGUUGUAGAUAGAAAAAAGGUAUUUUUUGUUAUUUGUUAAAUUACUGUAUUAGAUUAUUUAUUUUCCGCCUUUUUUUAUAAAGACAAGAGACCUUUCAUUGGGUCACAUUGUGGCAAAGUAUGAGAGUUAAUGCUAAUUUCAUUUUUUAAGGAAUGAGAUUGUAAAUAUGUUAUUUAUUGAAAUGUUUUAACACUUAGUGCUUUAUGGAGCUGUAUUUCUAAUGACCAUGGAACAAAGAAAUAUCUUGUCAUUCAAUUAACGUUAUUUCCAAGUUAACAUUUUAUUUGAUUGCAUUUUACUGAAUGGUUAUGUAUUUUUGUUGGACUUGCGUUAAGUAUUUUUUUUAGGUUAAAUAAAACGUCGCAUAAGCAUUUGUCAUUAAACAUCGUGUGUAACAAAAAAAUAUCAGUUUUAUUUUAUUCUGUACACAAUUUCCACAGUGAAAUGCAACGCAAAUUCUUUCACGCACAGUUUAGAGGUACAAUUGUCAACAUUUGUUCCAAAUUUUUACUCUUCAAAGAUUUACAUCUUGGUUGUUCCCAUUCUAUGAUGACUACAUUGCAAAUUGACCAAUCUCAAUAUAUUGAGUACCUCAAAUUCUGAGCUUGGAUUAAUACAUCGCCUGAGAAUAACAUUAACUAAGCUGUACAGAAUAUCUUCAUUUUGCCAAUAAUGAAGCUGCUGUAAUAUAAGGGCUUUGAGCUAAGUGUCAUGUAAAUAUAGUCUCUUUCAAAACCUGAAUUUUGUUAUUUUUAUUAGACAAUACGUAUGUUUAACUUCUUUCGCACCGUACGUAGCCAACUGUGCUAAUCGGAGGUGCAGGGGAAGGACAACAAACUAAACACAUUCAUCUCUGUCCUACAAUAAACAAAUGCUUUGUUAAGAUCUAGUGGACAUGUGUAGAUAGGAAAAAAGUAAUUUAUAUCUUCUUAAUGCAAGUAAAAACAUUUUUGCACAGCAUAACAUUCUUUUCUGUUCAAUACUGUAUUCAACUAUGAUGGUUAAUUUUGUAUCGGUCUCACUUCUGUAAAAUGCAUACUUUGUAGGCCGUCAUAAAUAAAAAAGGUUAUUAUUGCAA